This is a messenger RNA of Mytilus trossulus (common blue mussel), 1002 nucleotides long. RefSeq lists its product as uncharacterized. Lineage: Eukaryota; Metazoa; Mollusca; Bivalvia; Mytilida; Mytilidae. Bases 1 to 1002 code for a protein of 333 amino acids. The transcript is spliced from 2 exons. The record is from RefSeq and is a predicted model, not a curated record.
AUGGCAGUCUCAUAUUUGAAAGGACUCUGUACAAGGUACAAUAAUUUGUUAGCUAAAGAAUUAGAUAAAAGUGGAGAUGUAAUAGCACAAGGGAUUCAAGAUGAAAGUGUGACAACACAAUUAAGGCAAGUUUUAUCAGCAGAGAGACGAUUAAAGGAUUUUGCAGCAAAACUUGAAGAUAGUAUGAAAGAAAUUUCACUUUUAUUAGAGGAGAAAGAAGAUAACGAAGGUGAAAUUCUAAAAUUUAAAAAGGCAAGUGAAAUAUAUUUUAAAUUGCUUGACGGUGUAACACAGCGCUUAGACGAAUUAAAAAUAUUCGAGGAAGAAAUUCAGGAUAAAAUUACACAUAUUAAGAAAACAGAAUCGGCCACGGACCACAAGCAUUUAUUACAAUUACAGACACAAAUGCAAGAACAUAUAUUACAGUUUCAACAGUUACAACUCCAAGAAUUACAGAGGAAAAGUCAACCUUCAACAGUAAGUGCAGUUAAACUUCCUAAAUUAGACCUAGUUUCGUACAAUGAAGAUAAGUUAAAAUGGACAGAAUUUUGGGAUUCAUUUGAAGCAACAGUGCACACAAAUCAAAUCUUGACAAAAAUAGAGAAAUUGAAUUACUUGAAAAGCAAACUGUUUGGAACAGCUAAUUCUGCUAUAUCUGGCUUAACGCUCUCCCAUGAAAAUUACGAUGUAACAAUUUCAAUACUAAAGGAAAGAUUUGGAAAUGUUCAAUCUGUUGUCAACAAGCACUAUUCAGAUUUAAUAAACCUUCAGUCAGCUUCAAAUCAAACUACACAUCUACGUAGACUUGAUAAUGACUUGGAACGACACUUACGUAGUUUGGACGCAAUGCAUCAAGAUGUAACCCAAGAUAAAGAAGUUUCACAUCUAGCUGAUGAAAUUUGUGAGAUAGCUUCAAGUGAAGAGAAUGUACCAGAGAAUAGCUUGUUGUCCUCCGGAGAUAUAGUUUUGAUGCAGACAGCUCAAACAACUGUGUCAAAAUAG